AUGCAGUGUAGUAGUAGACAAUACUUUCUUUAUCUUUAUUGCUGAUAUUUCAAAACAUGUCGCAAAGUGAUGUGGAUAUUUUAAAACGUCAAGUAAGCAACCUCAGUACACUACUUUCUCGCUACCAAGAGGCAUAUCCAAAUUUUGUACUAGAAGAGAAUGAAAUUUCAAAAGAAGAGGCUAAAGAUCAACCUUGGUAUUCAGUUAGCAAUCAGCUGAACCCAUUGUUUCGAGAAUAUGAUGCAACUAUAUUUGGCUUGGAAAAGAAAAUAUCAGAUUUACAGGAUGAAAUACAAAGGCUGAGGACUCAAGCUAAAGAUUUAAUCAAUGAAAAUGAGAGGCACGUUGAUUUUAUUAUCAACUUUUGUUUGUUUACUUUGUCUUUAGCCAAUACUUGAAGAAGCUCUAAUGUGCUUUAGUUUUGUUAA
Messenger RNA from Physella acuta, 428 nucleotides. RefSeq lists its product as uncharacterized. The record is from RefSeq and is a predicted model, not a curated record. Gene Ontology annotation, cellular component: centriole. NCBI's taxonomy places the organism in Eukaryota, Metazoa, Mollusca, Gastropoda, Physidae. Gene Ontology annotation, biological process: clustering of voltage-gated sodium channels; cilium assembly.